UUCUCUAUUUUCCACCACCACAUUCAAAUUCUAUAGCUCUUGAGCCAUCAGUAUAGCUUGCAUUUUAGAGCUCAGACAUGGCUUCAAGAGCACUAGCCUCCACUGCCCUUUUCCUCGCCCUCAACAUUCUAUUCUUCACUUUGGUGAGUUCUAGUGAUUGCCAAGGAAAGCCUGAAGGCCCUAAACAUCAGCCAUCACCAUCAACAACACCAAAGGUCAAACCACCAAAAUCAAAGAGCACUUGCCCUAGAGAUGCCUUAAAGUUGCAAGCAUGUGCGAAUGUGCUGAACUUGGCGAAAGUUCUAAUCGGUGAAAAAGAGAAGGCCACUUGCUGCAGCCUCAUUGAUGGCCUUGUUGAUCUGGAAGCUGCUGUUUGCCUUUGCACUAGAGUCAAAGCUGAUCUCUUGGGCCUCAUCAAAUUGGACAUUCCUGUUGCUGUGGAGAUCUUGCUCAAUGAAUGCAAUAGGAAGGUUGCUGAAAAAUUCAAGUGUCCAUCCUACUAAAUUUCCUUCAGUUUAAUUAGUCCCUUCUGUUAUUUUUCUUUUCACGUCGUCUCUUCCUCGUGCUUUUUGUGGACCUUAGCUAGUAUGUUUACUGGCCAUGCCAUAAACAUUGCUACAUCAAUAAUUUGUUGCUGUUAUUUUCGUGUUGAUGGGAAGAGGAAAGACUCUUGGACUUUCCCCCUCUAAUCAUCUGUUUCUGUUAUGCUAAGAAAUUUGCCUCUUUCGUUUU
Molecule: messenger RNA, 732 nt
Organism: Populus nigra (black poplar)
Lineage: Eukaryota; Viridiplantae; Streptophyta; Magnoliopsida; Malpighiales; Salicaceae
Product: 14 kDa proline-rich protein DC2.15-like
Exons: 1
Coding region: 78-503 (141 amino acids)
Source: RefSeq, a predicted model, not a curated record